This is a messenger RNA of Octopus bimaculoides (California two-spot octopus), 2134 nucleotides long. Its product is annotated as myotubularin-related protein 10-B. Gene Ontology annotation, biological process: phosphatidylinositol dephosphorylation. Lineage: Eukaryota; Metazoa; Mollusca; Cephalopoda; Octopoda; Octopodidae. The record is from RefSeq and is a predicted model, not a curated record. Gene Ontology annotation, cellular component: cytoplasm; membrane.
GAUGCCAACCUUAAUGUGAAAUGAACAUGAAGAAAUGCAGUUAAAUCCUAACACUAAUCUUCAACCAAAACUCUUAUCAGGAGAGAAGCUCAUUUUUAGCAUAGAGAAAGUUUUAAAAUUCAACUCAUUCAUGAAUUAUAAGCAAGGUGUAUCUGGUGCUCUACAUCUGACCAAUUAUAAAUUGGCAUUUGUAACUUCAAGUGAGCUAGAUGAUGGGCCUGAAAAUUUCUUUGAGUCUGCAAUAAAUUCUACUAAUGAAAUUCCAUUUACAAACAUAAACUGCAUUUAUCAAGUCUUCUCUCAGGCUAAAAAGAAGAAAUUAUUGGCUGUCAACUCUAUUCAGCAACCAUGUAAGCGACUAAUGAUUUACAGUCGGGAUUUCAAAAUUCACUCUUAUGGUUUUAAGAUGGUUGGAAACAAUGAAAAAAUUAUUCAGUUCCUCAAGCAAAUGAGUCAACAUGCCUUUCCUGACAAGAAUAACCUCUUUGUGCUUAAUUAUAAUUUAAAAGUGAAAGCAGAUGAAUUUUCUGCUGAACCACCUAUGCCAAUGUUUAUUCAGCAAAAGGACUGGCAAGAUGAAUUAACACGAAUUGAUCAGAAUCCUAAUUGGUAUGUCACUAGUGCAAAUGAAAAUUUUCAAUUGUCUUCCAGUUUGCCUGAAUAUUUCAUUAUUCCAGAAAGUUUAAAUAAUGAAAGUCUUACUGAGAUGGCCAUGGCAUUUGAUGAUCAAAGGCUCUUAAGCUGGAGUUAUUCAUCAUCUUUUGGUACGACAUUAGCUCGUAUGUCUUGUCUGAAAACUGGAAUGAAUACUUUGAUUGAAAAGGAAACCUUUUUGAUAAAUGCUGUAAAGAAGUCCACCAACACUGCUGUGUCUGUUUUUGACUUAAUCGAAUGUUGUCCAAGUGUGAAAGACAUUGGUUUAAGUGGGGAAAAAUUAAGAGAGUUAUGUAUGACAGAUUGCUCUAAAGAUUUUUGGAAUAAAGACAUGUGUUGGUUAUCUUAUCUCGAAGAAACUAAAUGGCUCAGCUAUGUGCAGAGAUGCCUCAAACAAGCUGUACGAAUUGUAAAAAUGAUGACCUGUGAGAAAACAUCUGUAAUUCUCAAAGAACCUAAAAGUCGUGAUAUAAGCUGUUUACUGUCAUGCUUAGUGCAGCUUUUAUUUGAUCGUCAUUAUCGAACCAUUUUAGGAUUUCAAUCCCUUAUUCAACGUGAGUGGGUUUCCAUGGGACAUCCUUUUCAAGAACGUUGUGGCUUUGUUAAUGUUCCUGGUUCUGAGAGUCCAGUCUUCCUUUUAUUUUUGGAUUGUGUUUGGCAGUUGACUAUCCAAUUUCCUGUACAAUUUGAAUUUACCGAGACUUACUUGACUGUCCUUUGGGAUAGUCUCCAUACUGGACUCUUUGGAACAUUCUUAUUCAGUUGCCAGCAUCAACAUGUACUUGAGAAUUGUAAAUCUAUGAAUCAACGAUGUGGUAAUUCUGCUACGAACAUAUCAGAAUCUUGCUUGCCCUCUAUUUGGAGAAUGUUAGCAAAUGCAAGUCAUAAAACAUUAUUUUAUAAUCCAUUAUAUGUUAUAUAUAAUAACCAGAUUUGUUGCGAUCUUGCAAACUCAAUUAAAGAAACAUAUGUAUCAAUGAAGGACCAGAUUCUCUAUCCACAAAUAUCCUUAACUAAACUUUGGGCUCAGUGUUAUAUUCGCUGGCUUUUUCCUGGACAAAUAAAUGCAGGUGGGAAAAUAUCAGUAUAUUUGCAACAAUGUUUAUUGGUGGAAGAAAUCUUUACGCUGCAAAACCAGAUCAGCAAUUUAUCAAAAGGAGAAGCUAGUAAGAAAUCUUUUCCUGAUAGUAACCUUGUUUUUGCCUCUUCACUUGCUGAUGUAAACAGUAAAAUUACUUCUUCUUUUCCAUUUUCUGAUAGACACAGAAUUUGCAUGUAUGCUAAUGACUCUUCACUUCCUCAUCUUUCACUUAACAUAUACAAACAAAGCAGUAAAAUUAUUUCACCCAGCAUACAAGUUACUACUGCAGAUAAAUCUACUGAUCAAUAACAUAAAACAUUGUGACUAUCUUUUUCCAGCAAAAGAUAACUUUGUAAAUUACUUCACAAAAAGGUUUUAUGCAUAAAGUUGGUUAUCUAA